AUGGGCGUCUUGCCGACCGAGACAAAAGCAAACGAUGUGGAAUUAAAUUCCCAGCCGGAGGAAAUUGAUCGCAAAGUCGAGAAAUCUCUCUUGCGACGGCUGGACAUUGUCCUACUUCCUACACUUGCUCUCCUCUACUUAACGCAUACUCUCGACCGAGCAAACAUCGGAAAUGCAAAGAGUGGCACGCUCGAAGCCGACCUCGAUCUGCACGGCAACCAGUUCUCGCUCGUUCUGAUAUUAUUCUACAUCCCGUAUGCGCUAUUCAACAUACCUGCGACCGUGCUCUCCAAACGACUCAAUGCAGCCGUCGUCAUUCCAAUCCUAGUCAUUGGGUGGGGAAGUUUGGCCAUGAUUACGGCGGCAGUCAAGAAUUUUGGCGGACUCCUGGCCUGUCGAGUCAUCCUGGGCAUGAUGGAAGCGGGCUUCAUGCCUUGUGCGACAUUCUACUGUACGCUGUUCUACACGAGAAAGGAGCUCGGACUGCGACUGUCGCUAUUCUUAAUGAUGGGGUUUAUUGCCGGCGCUAUUAGCGGUUUGAUCUCUUGGAGCGUGUUCCAAUGGAAUGGAAAACUCACAGGAUGGCAAUACCUCUUCCUGAUCGAAGGAGCAAUGGGCGUCGCAGUCGGUGUAUGGGCCUUGCUCUGGCUUCCUCGCAGUGUGCAAUCCUCGCGAUUCUUCACCGACGAACAAAAGAAAUGCGCCGGGCAGCGGAUGGCGCUCGAGACAGAAGAUUUCUCCUGGAUCGAGGGUCUGCAAGCCCUGAAGGACUGGAAGAUUUGGGUCUUUGCAUUCUGUGCACUGCUGUACGGGGUUGGCGUUGCCAGCAGCUCUAACUUUCUCCCUGUCAUGAUCAAACGUCUCACCGACGACGCCGUCCAAGCAAAUCUCUACACAAUAGGCCCCAAUUUGACCGCAGCCGCCAUCCAGCUAACAACGUGCUACCUUUCGGACCUGACGCAGCAGCGGGCCUGGUUCUCCAUUGGCCCCAUAAUCGUCUCCAUGAUCGGCUGGAUUCUCCUCGGCUCCCUGGACCUCGUCACGCACGUCAAAGUUGGCUACUUUCUGACAUACCUCAUCACAUUCGGAACCUUCACGCCCGGCCUGCUCGUGCCUGCAUGGGUAGGCACAAACACGCCGUCGACAUCCACCCGCGCCAUAUCUUUAGGUCUGCUUGCCAUGUUCCAGAAUCUCGGAGGAAUUGUGUCCUCGGGGGCGUACCGAGCGCAGGACGCACCGAUUUACCGACCGGCGUUGACUACCGUGUUCGCGUGCCAAGCUGUUUUUGUGGUUAUUUGCUUCAUCAUGAGAGUUCAGUAUAAGCGAAUGAACCAGCGAUUGGAGGCUGGUAUGCCAUUAGAGGGAGAGGAGAAGAUGCGCGGCACGAUGGAACCGGGAUUCCGGUAUAUGUUGUAG
Molecule: messenger RNA, 1416 nt
Organism: Aspergillus affinis
Lineage: Eukaryota; Fungi; Ascomycota; Eurotiomycetes; Eurotiales; Aspergillaceae
Product: MFS general substrate transporter
Exons: 5
Coding region: 1-1416 (471 amino acids)
Biological process (GO): transmembrane transport
Cellular component (GO): membrane
Molecular function (GO): transmembrane transporter activity
Source: RefSeq, a predicted model, not a curated record